AUGUGCUUGCUAUCUCCUGCCAUUUCCAUCCACCCUCCAUCUGGACUGUCUAAGAAAAUCAGGAAACUGUUCAAGAAAGACAAGAAACCGCCGAAGAAAGAAGGUCUUGGUGCCACCGCCAUGGAUCUUUCGAGUCCACUCACACUUAACAUUUACUCCCAUUGCAUCCGUCUGUAUCCCACAGUACCAUCAACGGUUUCCGACGACAAUCUCGCCAUCCUACCCCUGACCUCUGGCAUUGACUCUCCGGACACCACUUCAACCUGCCUCCUCAGAGGGUCUCUCGCCGACUUCCUUCAAUAUUCCCGCCAAGAGGCGUCGAAGUGGUUGAUUGACAUCGCUCAUGAUAUUUGCGAUCCUCUCAACCGCCGUGGUUCGUUGGUAGUGUAUAAGGAGCAGCAGUGGAUUCUGGUUGCCAACACAGAUCCAUUAACUGCAUCAAUGUACUGCUACGAUCUUCCGCCUGGAGUUACAGUCAGUCUUUCGAAAAUCAGCCAACGUGCGGGUAAAUCCGUUACCAGCUCGGCUGCCAGUGCGGAUGAAAACACCUUGGCCAACCGCCUAAAGGGGCGUGAUGGAAAAUGCUGGAUGUCAGGAAUAAUCGCUCCACUUGCAAACAGUCAUAUCGUCCCCAAGCGCAUGGGGGAUGACACUGCACGAAUCAUCUUCCAGACGUUCACAUCUAUUCCCCCUCCUCCGAACCUGACGCUCUCGGACGAGAUUUUUUGCUUGAGUUUGAGCCUGACUCUCGAUACCUGGUUUGAUGAGUAUGAGUUGGGCUUUCGCUUUGUGUCUCCAAAUGUUUAUGAGUGCCAUUUGUUCAUUAAUCCAGAUCGUGAGGACUCAGGUGCUAAUGAAGAUCUUGACUGGACAAUAUUCGGAGCAUUUACAAAAGAACUCAGAGUGAACUACCCCAUCAUCCAUGGGCGCCGCGUAAGUCCUCCCCAUCCCUAG
Molecule: messenger RNA, 954 nt
Organism: Laccaria bicolor S238N-H82
Lineage: Eukaryota; Fungi; Basidiomycota; Agaricomycetes; Agaricales; Hydnangiaceae
Exons: 2
Coding region: 1-954 (317 amino acids)
Source: RefSeq, a predicted model, not a curated record